Astyanax mexicanus (Mexican tetra) is the source of this 6979-nucleotide messenger RNA. It is a transcript of the gene epha8, whose product is annotated as eph receptor A8. Lineage: Eukaryota; Metazoa; Chordata; Actinopteri; Characiformes; Acestrorhamphidae. Bases 160 to 3273 code for a protein of 1037 amino acids. The record is from RefSeq and is a predicted model, not a curated record. Gene Ontology annotation, biological process: cell surface receptor protein tyrosine kinase signaling pathway; protein phosphorylation; axon guidance. Gene Ontology annotation, molecular function: transmembrane-ephrin receptor activity; protein binding; ATP binding. Gene Ontology annotation, cellular component: neuron projection; plasma membrane. The transcript has 18 exons.
CUGAAGUCAGCCGAAUGCGCUCCGAGUUCCUGCGCUCUGCUUCCUCUCCUCCGCUGGCUGAGAGAACGAGCGAGGGAGCGAGGGAGAGGCAGGCAGAGUGAGAGAAAGAGUGAGAGAGAGAGAGAGAGGGGAGAGAGAGCUUCUCUCCACACCGGCGCGAUGGCAUCAGAUCCAGGGCUGCUGCCGCUCGUCCUGUGGACUAUAUCUUUACAGGUGCUGAGCUCCAGAGCCUCGUCCAAUAAUGAAGUGAAUCUCCUGGACACUUCCUCAAUAUCAGGAGACUGGGGCUGGCUGACGUACCCAUCACACGGGUGGGACGCCAUUAACGAAAUGGACGAGUACUUCAGCCCCAUCCACACGUACCAAGUCUGCAACGUCAUGAGCCCCAAUCAGAACAACUGGCUGCGGACGAACUGGAUCCAGCGCAACGGAGCCCACCGCAUCUACAUCGAGAUCAAGUUCACGCUGCGCGACUGCAACAGCAUGCCGGGGGUCCUGGGGACGUGCAAGGAAACGUUCAACCUCUACUACUACGAGGUGGACCGCGACAUGGGCACCUCCAUGUGGGAGAGCCAGUUCUCCAAGAUCGACACCAUCGCGGCUGACGAGAGCUUUACCAACGUGGACCUGGGGGUGCGGAGGCUCAAGCUGAACACGGAGAUUCGGGGGGUGGGGCCUCUCACCAAGCGAGGCUUCUACUUGGCCUUCCAGGACAUCGGCGCGUGCAUCGCCGUGGUUUCUGUACGAGUUUACUACAAGAAGUGCACGGGGAUGGGUCGCAACCUGGCCGUGUUCACGGACGUUGUGACGGGGGCUGAUUCCUCGUCACUGGUGGAGGUCAGGGGUCAGUGCGUGGACCACGCAGAGGAGAGGGAUACGCCCAAGAUGUACUGCAGUGCCGAAGGGGAGUGGCUGGUUCCCAUUGGACGAUGCGUGUGCAGCGCUGGCUUUGAGGAACACAGGGAGUCUUGUAUUGCUUGUGAGGUGGGCUUCUAUAAACCCGUGGCUGGGGACCAGCUGUGUGGGAAAUGUCCUCUGCACAGCCACUCAGAGACCAGAGCUGCCCUCUCCUGCCCGUGUGAUGCCAACUUCUUCCGAGCCCCCACGGACACUCCCGCUGCCCCCUGUACAAGACCUCCGACAGCCCCAGUGAACGUGAUUUCUUCUGUAAACGGGACCUCCGUCAGUCUGGAGUGGGGUUCUCCUCUGGACUCCGGCGGCCGGGCUGAUAUUAUAUAUGAUGUGCAGUGUAAGAGGUGCGUGAAGGAGGGCGGUCAGUGUGAGGACUGCAGUGCUGCAGUUGGAGGAACUGGACCCGGUAUCAGUGGAGCGAUCGGGGGUUCUGUUGGAGCGUACGGAAGCACAGGUGGAGGACCAACUGGGAGCGGAGGAGGUGGAGGAGGAGGCAUGGUGUCUAGAACAGGAGCCGCUCCGAUUCGCUUCAUCCCGCAGCAGACGGGUCUGACGGAGCCGUGGGUGAACGUGGUGAACCUGGUGGCUCACGCUAAUUACACCUUCCGCAUCCUGGUGAUGAACGGGGUCAGUCACCUGAGCAGUGAGCCGCUGCCCUACGUUCUGGUCAACAUCACCACGAAUCAGGCAGCUCCCUCUCAGGUGAUGGCGGUGCGUCAGGAGAACGCCAGCAUAAACAGCGUAAUCCUGAUGUGGAGUGAACCAGAACAGCCCAAUGGAGUCAUACUGGAGUACGAUAUCAAAUACUAUGAAAAGGAUAAAGAGCUGCAGAGUUACUCCACUCUGAAGUCAAAGAGCACCAGCGCUAAGGUGUCCGGUCUCAAGCCUGGCACCAGUUACAUCUUCCAGAUCCGGGCCAGGACCUCAGCUGGCUGCGGACGCUUCAGCCCCUCUGUGGAGAUCCAGACUGGGAAAGCAGUCCCCUUACGGUACAACACAGUGACUAUUAUCUGGAUCUGUCUGGCGCUGGUCACUGGACUUGUGACCUUUCUGGCCAUUGUCAUCUGCAGAAAACGGCAAGAGGAGUACUUUGAAUUACACUGCGGCUACAGCAAGGCUUUCCAAGAUUCCGAUGAAGAAAAGAUGCACUACCAGAACGGCCACGUAUCAUUUCCAGAAGCCAGAUUUUAUAUUGAUCCCCACACAUACGAGGACCCAUGCCAGGCCGUCCAUGAGUUUGCCAGAGAAAUUGAAGCUUCCAGGAUCAAAAUUGAGAAAAUUAUUGGCUCAGGGGAGUUUGGGGAGGUGUGUUACGGCCGGAUGAAGCUGCCGGGAAAGCGAGACAUCCCCGUGGCCCUGAAGACCCUGAAGGCCGGAUACACCGAGAAACAGCGGCGAGACUUCCUGAGCGAGGCCAGCAUCAUGGCACAGUUCGACCACCCCAACAUCAUCCGCCUGGAGGGGGUGGUCACCCGAAGUAAGCCAGUAAUGAUCAUUACGGAGUAUAUGGAGAAUGGCUCUCUUGAUUCGUUCUUAAGGAGACACGACGGUCAGUUCACCAUCAUUCAGCUGGUGGGAAUCCUCCGGGGCAUCGCGGCCGGCAUGACUUACCUGUCUGAUCUGGGCUACGUCCACCGGGACCUGGCUGCCAGGAACAUACUGGUCAACAGCAACCUGGUCUGCAAGGUUUCAGACUUCGGCCUGUCAAGAGUCCUGGAGGACGACCCUGACGCCGCCUACACCACCACAGGUGGAAAGAUUCCGAUCCGCUGGACGGCCCCAGAGGCCAUCGCCUACCGCAAGUUCUCCUCAUCCAGCGAUGUGUGGAGUUAUGGAGUGGUGAUGUGGGAGGUCAUGUCUUACGGAGAACGGCCGUACUGGAACCUCACCAACAGAGAUGUAAUCAAGUCAGUAGAAGAGGGCUACAGGCUGCCGGCACCGAUGGGCUGCCCCGGCGCGCUCCACACGCUAAUGCUGGACUGCUGGCAGAAGGACCGCAAUGAAAGGCCGAGGUUCUGCCAGAUCGUCACGGUCCUGGACAAGCUUAUCCGCAACCCAGAGAACCUCAAGUCAAUGGACACAUUGUGCAGACUGAACAGUACUUUGAUGAACAGAAGCGUUCCUGAUUUCACUAGCUGCAGAUCAGUGAACGAGUGGUUGGACACCAUUAAGAUGGGGCGCUACAAAAACCACUUUGCGGCCGGAGGUUACCAGACACUGGGUCACGUGAUGAGCAUGAAUCAACAGGACAUCCAGAGGCUGGGGGUGACGCUGAUGGGCCACCAGAAGAAGAUCAUGACCAGCGUGCAGGUGAUGCGAGCGCAGGUGCUAAACCAGAGCGUGCCCUCGGUGCACGUAUAAUCCCCACCGCAGCUCUCCGCUUCCGUAUAAAUACAUAUUCCGCUAAUAUGUGUUUUUCUGGGUUGUGUGUUGAGAACUCUUAAAGACUUCUUCUUCUACGAGAACGAACAUCAACAGGACUUUCAGAGGAUUCCCUCCACAAUGGACCUUCGUUUUUCAAGGACAAUCCCUGCAUUCCUUUUCCUUUUGUUUAAUUUUUUUGUGAAAAAAAAAAAAAAAUCCCCAUGGACAAUUUUUUGUGUUUUUACUUUCUUUUUUUUUUUUUUUUUUUUUUUGUAAAUGAAUGGACUGCCUUAACCAACACAGAUAAUAUAAAUAUUGGUGUAAAUGAAGGAAGAUUUUAUGAACAUUGAUUUUAUGAACAUUAACAUGUGCGAUAUUGUACAGAGAGCGUUAACAGGAGGACUAGGAGUACUGGGAGUCUGGGAAUACUGGGAGUACUGGGAGUCUGGGAAUACUGGGAGUACUGGGAGUCUGGGAAUACUGGGAGUACUGGGAGUCUGGGAAUACUGGGAGUACUGGGAGUCUGGGAAUACUGGGAGGACUGGGAGUACUGGAAAUACAGUGUGUUGUAUAUGCAUAAAAUAAACCCUGUUGCCAGUCACCCACCACAGCACAUAAAUGGCAUGGAUGAUACUACGAGUGCCUCAAAAAUGCUGAAUACAGACACUGGAAAAAAAAAAUACUGGCAAAAAAGAGAGAGAGAGGCAGAAGCUAUUAGCAUCAAGAAUCGCUGUCAAAACGAAACCUCGUACCUCCAAAAUAGCAACUUUUUAAGAAAAUAAACAAAAAAAAAACCUCUUAAAUUUUGUGUAUAUUAAUGUACCGAAGUUUUAUUUUACAUAAUUUUGGACCAUUUCUAUCGGUCUAUUCAUGAAACGUGAAUCAAUGUUACGUUCACACUAUGUAAAGGGCAGCUGGCAUUUUUUUUUUUUUUGUUUAAUAAAGGAGUUUAAAUACGAGGUUUGGCUGUGACAGCGACGAUACUGUACACUGAAUAAGCAUAUAUAAGCUAUGAGCUGAGACGCUGAGAGAGUUCGGUAACACUUUAUCUGAAGUCCAGUGACAUAAGGGCUUUAUAACACAUUUAUAAGCAUUAAAUAAUGUAUUUGAUUUAUGAAUAGGUUAUGCCCCUGUUUACAACAUGAAAUAUAAUGUUGAGACCAAUGCCAAAUAUCAAAUAUCAUGUAAAAGUUACUAUAAAAGUGUUAAAUUUAAUGUAACAAAACAUUUUUUAUGCUAAUUAACCCUGUUUCCAAGUUUACAGAGUCCUGUAUUGAGUAUUACUGGUUUUAUGUAGAGAUGUAAACACACUGUUGCUACUGUUGACUUCAGAAAGAGAUAUAAGCUACUAUAUUACUUUUGUUUUAUUUAUGCUGAAAUAUGGAUUAAAUCUCAUAACUAACUAACUAUCUCUGUUUAACUUUUACUCAGCAAAUUUAAAUAUAAUUAAUAAAAUAAUAAUUAAAAAAAAGUCUAGUCUGUUUGCCAGGCACACUACACCACAUAAUUAUUAAUUAAUUAUUAUUAAUCUCCCUUCCAAAAAAUCUGUACAAAAUAAAGAGAUUUUUUUUUUAUUAAGUGAUACCAUUAAUAAAAUAUAAUUUAAUAAUAUAUGAUUUUGUCAUAAUCUGACAUUCAUUAUUUAAUUGAUAUUUAAAUAUUCAGUAUGAAAAGCUAAUGUCUUACAAGAAGAACAAACCAGAAUAUCUUUUAUGUUCUAAAAAUAAAAUAAAAUAACUUUAAGAAAUGAAGGUCAGUUGAUCAAAUAUUUCAAAAACUUUGAAAGUUUCCUCAAGUGCAUCAUGAUGAAACUAGCUCUCAUCUGUAUGUGUUGAAUGUCAUGUUUUUAUUUAUUGAAAAUUUUAUUUAAAUUCAUGUAAACAAUUUUACCGCUAUAUAUUUAUUUUUAAUUGAUGGCAAGCUGCAUGACUGGGAUUCAAACUAGCAAUCUUCCGAUCAUAGCGGCAGAACCCUAGUCUGAUGGACCACUUGGAGUCCUUACCCAUAAGUUAAGUUUAAGUUAUAAAAGACACACUAUAAAACCUUUUUGCUCCUGACAUCAUUUAUUUGCAUAGUGGGCGUUUCCCUACGUUCUUUUUGAUAGAUAUUUUUUUUUUCUUUGGAAUGGAAAAAUUGUCUUUCCAGUGAUAAAAAAAAAACAGAAACACAAGCAAUACUCACUGAAUAAAAGUUUGUAAAAGUGAGUGACUAAUAAUAAGUAUAGUUGUUGUCCAAUAAAAAACAAGUAUCUCCAAAACAGCAAUUUUACAGGAGAGAGAAAAAACCUUUAAAACAUUCAAUAGAAGUCAAUGUAUAAAAAAUUAUUUUUUUUAAGGUUAUUUUAAAGUAUUUCUAUUGGUCCGUUCAUCAGGAAAUUUUGGCACAGUGUGAGGAACAGUUUGUCUGUUCAAAUUAUGUAGUAAACUAAAAAUCGACAAAAAUGGAGACAAUAAAAAAAGCGACAAUAUCAGAUCAUGUCAGAUCCUGUUUCUCAUUCCUCUUUUAAGUUUUCUUUGAAUAACCAAAGGAAAUUUAGCCCUGAGUGACAUGACUACACACUGAUGGUUAACCAGAGGUGGGGGACAUGCCCUUUAUGCAAAUAAACGAUGCUAGGAACCAAUAGGAAAAAUGCCCUUUUUCUAUCAAUUAAUUUAGAGCAUUUCUUAUUUAGGGCAUUUAGGGCAACUCUUAUUUUUAUUGUAGCCGAGCAUUUACAAAUACAGGGAUUGACAUGAUAAAGAAAAUAAUAACUACAUUUAAUGAUUUAAUUUAAUAAUUAAAAUAACAGUAAAUGAAUAGAAAAAAAAGAUUAAAAAUAAUAUAAUAAUAAUAAAAUAAAAUAAAAUAAAACAAAAUAAAAUAAUAAUUCAAUUUGGUUUCAUUAAGAAAUUAAGAUCAGAAAAUGAUAAGCUUAAUAUAAAAUAAAAUUAAGAUUUAAAAUUUAUUGUACUAUGCAAAAGAUUAACUUUUGCAUGGUACAAUAGAAAUACAAAUAAGUAAAUGAAUAAUAAAAAAAGGCAUACUUUUCGUAUAAUGUAGGAGAAGUGGUAUUAAUUCAUUUAAAUUAAUAUUUAAAAUGAACUCUACUAUAAUAAAGUGAGUGCAAAUUAAUAAAUAAAAAAAAGCAUUAUUAUGAGUUUUUUUUAAAACAGUGUGUAAAUCUUUAACAUUGAUAAAACAUGAUAUUCAACACUUGUCACAUAUUCAACACAUCAGUAUGUUUUGUCAGAAUAAACAGGUUUAUUUAAUAAAACAUCUAUAAAAAGUCACGUAGCAGGUAUCGUCAUAAGUUAUUCCAUAUAAUAAUAUUCCAUAUCUAUUUUAACUAUUGCUUUAUGAAUGCAUUAUUCAUUGUUAUGCAUGUGUUAUAAAACCCCUAUGUACUGUUGUUAGGUACCCUGCAAAUACUGAAAGUGUUACCGAAAGCUGUCUGGUCUCUUAGUGAACAGCUGCAUAUCGCACAAGUGCAUCGGGAAUAAAAACAGGCUAAAAACGAAAAACUACUGAAAUGUGUCACCGUUUGCCUCUGAUGUCAUAAGAAAGGGAAAUAAAGGUGAUGUAUGUUAUGUGUUUGAUUAAAUAUCCUCAAAUGAACCCUGCUGUUAUUUAUUAAUUGCCGUAGAGCAAGAUAAAUAGAGCUGUAUCGGAGAACUGAACUGAGGUGAAAUCUGUAACCCUUUAACAUUAAAUUCUUAUGGCUUUU